Molecule: messenger RNA, 3048 nt
Organism: Rhagoletis zephyria (snowberry fruit fly)
Lineage: Eukaryota; Metazoa; Arthropoda; Insecta; Diptera; Tephritidae
Product: TBC1 domain family member 31
Biological process (GO): cilium assembly
Cellular component (GO): ciliary basal body
Molecular function (GO): protein binding
Source: RefSeq, a predicted model, not a curated record
UUUAAAAGUGACCGCGAAUUCGUGUGUAAAUCUUUUACGCCUCUGAAUUAAAUACAACCAUUUAAUAAAUUCGAUAAUUGAAUAAAUAAUAUGGCUGAUGUACCAGAGCCAACAAAUAAUAACGAAGCAUCAAGUGAAGCCGCGUCUGAUGAUGCCAGUGGUGAUAAAGAAGUCGCUGCCACAGCGACUGAGAAGGACAAAGCCGCAAAAGCAAGUGCAAGCGCUGGUGCAGCUGGAGCCGCAAUUGAAGAUGAUAGCGAAGAAGAAGCGGAACCUACAUCCAGCCUUCAGUUGGGUGGCGGACAACCCGUGCGCAAAUAUGCGUUCUCAUUCAAGGAAACUCGCAAUGGAAAUAUACUGACUAUACAUCACACAAUUCAAGAGGGUAAUCGAAUUACACGGAUUCGUAUGGCUGCAUGUUGCUUCAGUGAGCACUGCACCUUCAUGGUGGCCAUCGAUCGGCGUGGUAAUAUUUUUGCAUUUGACUUCAUAAAUAAACGCUUUUGGCAACUGAUUGAAGUUAUACUUAGAGUUACGGUCAUAACUCCUUGGAUACAACGUAGUAAUCUAUAUCUCGUAGGCACAAAGCUAGGCCAGUUAUUGUUGCUAGAUAUAGAGAAAUCAGCUGUGAUAAAAACGAUAGCAAUCUCCAAUGAAACUAUAAAAGCCAUAUCUUUUGUAGGGCAACCAUUACAACCUCAGCGUUUUGUGCUGGUACAGGCAGGUUGCCAAGCAUUGCUUGUUAAUUUGAGCAAAUUCAUUCUAACACAUCGCCUAACCUUCGAUGAUGAGAAUAUCAUCUUAAAAUUUGCAUGUUAUUUGCCUUGUACUGAGCAAAUCUUUACCUGCUUCACCAAUAAUACCGUUUAUAUAUGGUCAAGUGUUACUUUAAAUAGGUUACGUGUCAUACAUCCCAUAAAUAUGCGCGAUCGUAAGCUUAACAUAGAAGGUGCGGCAGCUUUGUCAGCAGAUAUUGUGCUGUAUGAUGAUUUCACAAAUGUCGGCGGUGAUUUUAAUGUUAAUUGUCAGGAACUAAAUUAUGCCGAUGGUUUGAUUAUUGCCUUUUGCUGCCAUCCUUUCAAUAACUUAUUGUGCCUUUCCACACUGGACAGAUAUUUGUUAUUGAUCAAUACCAUUACUUUUGAGAUUCAGCACAUUUGUCGUUUGAACGAUAUUGUUAUAAGCGAAUGCGUUUUCCUGCCGCAUUCAAAGGAGAUACUAAUCUGUGGCGUAACUACAGAUCCUGGGCAGGUUGUAAUUUUGAAUUGCAUAAAUAAAGAUAACAAAAUAAGAAUCCAAGCGGAUAAGGGACAAAAGCUGACAAUAUCUCAUGAUGGAAAACUACUAACGGUGCUUAAUAGGAGUGGCGAACUUAACAUUUGGUCCAUUUGUAAACUAUACAAUUCUUUAAAGUCGCAACAAGAAUGCCUACAAAUUUUAAAGUCUGCUUUCAACCAAAAUAAGCCAGUGGCGAUUGGCGCUUCGGGAAAUCCUAAUGCAGCCCUAGAAGAUGAUGAUUGCAUUCUAAACAAUAAUGUUAGGAAAUUACUUACCCGCGACCGGCUCUUACCUAUACUAGACGAAUAUCGUUGGUUUCCGCGCAAAUAUCGCGUAAUGAUGUGGUGCGCGCUGUUACAAUUGCCCAACAAUCGCCGUGAGUUUAAUCACCUUUUGAAGUUGGGCAUACCACCAAUAGUUAAACAACGCGCCCAACACAUACAGAUACGUAAUGAAACAAUGAAGCGUGCGUUGGUGCGUGUGUGGUCCUGCUUAGCACGUUGGUGCCCAGUUUUUGCUCAUAGCAAAUUUGUGCCAGAACUAAUAUUUCCAUUUGUGAAGCUAAUACCACGCAAUCCACUUGUAGUUUUUGAAAUUUGUGCCACGCUCAUAACGAAUCAAUUUCAAUUGUGCUUUGAGUUGCAUCCACUGGAGCCAAAAAAUUAUUUGGGCUUAUGCGAAAAUAUCCUACAACUAAAUGCGCCCCAGCUAUGCAAAUUCUAUGCAAGCAUGCAAGUAGGACCGGAAGACUAUAUCUGGCCGAUGAUUACUACAGCUUUCUCAGAUGUGCUUAGCACAUCGCAAUGGCUUUGCGCUUGGGACAACAUUAUGGUACGGCCGCCAUACUUUCCAAUUUUCUUAGCCGUGGCAUACAACAUUGUACAGCGCGAGGUGAUUGUGCGACUGCCCGAUAAGCCAACGAUUUUGUCAUUCUUUCGCGACUCUUAUCCGGUGGAUGUGGAAAUAGUGCUGAAAAAAGCCUAUUAUUUAAUGCAGAAAUGCCCACAAACGUUGCAUCCGAAACGUUAUAUGAAGGAGUUUCAAAGCAUACCAAAGAACGUCUAUCCGAAAUUCUUGAAUUAUCCACGUGAAUGGUUGGUGAAACACGAGGAAGAUCUAGCCGCUGUGCAAAGGGAGCAACGGAGUAUUGACGCGCGCAUACGAGAAUUGGAAUUAGAAGAAAUGAAGUUGAUGGAGCGCCUACAGAGUGGGUUGCGUAAUGAGGAACAUGCAAAGCAGGUGGAAAGAAUGGAAAAGCUCUAUCGCGACUCACUUAAGCGUGAGGAAGAGCGUUUAGCUUAUCAGCGCAAAGUGCUAAUGCUCUAUCAAAAAGAAAUACGCAAUCGUAAAGCUGAAGUAGCGGCCCAAGUGCAAGAGUCUGAGCAACGUCAGCGUACGUUACAAAUGGAAAAGGAUCUGGAGUUGCUAAUGCAAAGUAUAGAAUGUGAACGCACACGCAAUGAUGCUGACUUACUUAUGGCCGAGGAUGAGGUGCGCAAUCAAGACGUAGAGUUAUACGUACAAAAAUGUUUGAGCGCACCACGAUCAUGCUCACUGCGCACUAAGUAUCAUGGUGACAUACAAAAAUUGUGCAAUGAAAGGCGUUUGCUGAAAGCGCAGUUAAAUGAGAUUUCAAAUCUUCACAAACCUGCUGCAAGCACACGCAGCUCAUCCCAAAAUUCUCAACUUGAUACAAUUGAGGAAAGAAUCGAAGAAAUACAAAGAGAAUUUAAUGAUAUACUUAAGUCUAAUUGAUAAGCAAUAUUUAGC